Molecule: messenger RNA, 1230 nt
Organism: Papilio machaon (common yellow swallowtail)
Lineage: Eukaryota; Metazoa; Arthropoda; Insecta; Lepidoptera; Papilionidae
Product: phospholipid-transporting ATPase ABCA3-like
Exons: 8
Coding region: 1-1230 (409 amino acids)
Biological process (GO): transmembrane transport; lipid transport
Cellular component (GO): intracellular membrane-bounded organelle; membrane
Molecular function (GO): ABC-type transporter activity; ATP hydrolysis activity; ATP binding
Source: RefSeq, a predicted model, not a curated record
AUGGGCCACUAUCUCCUGCUACACUGUAGCGGCACCAUCAUCGCCGCCAUCGUUCUCGACAAAGACGACACGCUCGAUAACGUCGAAACAAUGAGUUUGUACGCUCAUCUACUUAAGUUUGCUUACGAGAGUCUCGAGGUGAACCAUGGAACUCUGUUGUUGGUAGACAAUCUAAGCAUGUUCAUACCCAUGUAUAUAUUCGUGCUGUCGAUCAAAAGGCUGACGAAUUCUGCGCGGUACAACCAAAUGUGCUUGUAUUACUACCAGUUUUGCACCCAGACGCAAGGACCGCUGGAUUAUCCCUCGGAUGUUUGUUGCGGAGAAUGCUUCGGUUUGACUGGACUGAACAGCAGCGGAAAAACUACGGUGUUCAAAGUAUUAACUCGCUACGAUUUGCUCACGAGAGGAAAUAUUUUCGCCAACUGCUACUUUAUUAAUAAACAGCCUGACAAUUAUUUGCACAGUCUCGGCUACAGUCAUCAGACAUUCGGUAUGGACUUCUUCCGAAGCGGCGAAGUGAACCUGCGAACGUUGCUGGCUUUCCGCGGCCUCACCGCUGCGGACAUCGAGUGUGAAAAUAAUACUUGGCUCAAAGUUAUUGGUAUGGAUCAAUCGCGGUCGUACAUCGUGUCGGGUCUGAGUGGCGGUAUGCGGCAGCGGCUGAGCACGGUAACGGCUCUGAGCGGCGGCGCGCCUGUCCUUCUGAUGGACGAACCUACGAACGGCCUGGACCCCGCCGCGCGCCGCGUCGUCUGGGAGGCGCUCGAGCACAACCUCUGCUACGGUCGCUCCCUCGUCUUAGCCUCGCACAACAUGGAGGAGGUGGAGCGACUGUGUAACAACUUCACGAUCCUGGACGAGGGUGAGAUGAGUAUGUUGUGCACACCCACGCACUUCCGGGUGUCGUACGCGCGAGGACAUACCGUGCUCAUCAAACUUCGCGUCAACAGCGUUGUAACAGAUACGGGAUUUUCGCGAGUCGAAAUGCUAAAAGAAAUGCUGGCAGCAGAAUUCAAAAGUCCGCUAAGGGACGAACAUCUGACCUGCCUGCGGUAUAUCGUAGCAGCGCGGUUGCACUACAGUGAAGUGUACUGCAAAGUGUACGAGCUGACGCAGGAGUUCGCAGAUAUCGUGGAGGACUUCUCGGUGUUCGACGGCACCCUGGAGGACGGCUUCAUCCAGUUCGUGCAGGACAGCCGCUUUAACGUGCGCCAGGCGCGGACCUGGUAG